Molecule: messenger RNA, 3168 nt
Organism: Scomber japonicus (chub mackerel)
Lineage: Eukaryota; Metazoa; Chordata; Actinopteri; Scombriformes; Scombridae
Product: thrombomodulin-like
Exons: 1
Coding region: 115-1713 (532 amino acids)
Cellular component (GO): membrane
Molecular function (GO): transmembrane signaling receptor activity; calcium ion binding
Source: RefSeq, a predicted model, not a curated record
UUGAAGGUCUACAGUAUAAAUGGGGACCUUGUGGAGCUUACAGUUACUAUAUGAGCUUCGGAUCGUCGAACACAUAAGUUUAACACUAUCGGCAGCUUUUCAAACAUCGACAUCAUGACUCCGAGAACACACGCUCUGCUUGUUUGCGUGAUUUUCCUCUGCGGGAUGGAGGAAACAGUCCUCUCCCAGCACGGACUUUGCGCCGGGAAUCAGUGUGUUGCAAUUUUCCAGGAGUUUAAACACUUUUCUGAGGCGCAGACAAGUUGCAAAAGCAUGGGCGGACAGUUGUUCGAGACAAACUCAGACUCGCAAGUACCGGAGAGGUUAUUCAGCGGGAUCAAUGGUACUUUCUGGCUGGGGACUGCUAAGAAAUCGGCAGGUCCCCAAAGCUGCUUUACUGUCUAUGCGCUCGUGGGACAUAACCUCACACAUCAACAGGAGCCGUGUGAAAAGAAACUGGAUGGAUUUGUGUGCCAAUAUGAAAUAGAAGAGCCUUGCAGGAGUUUAGAGGCAGAAGCGGGCGCACUGUUGAGGUACACCUCUCAUCUGGGCUUCGAGGUGAAGGAUUCAGCGACGUUUCCACUAGGAACCAUGGCUGUAGCGGAAAAGGCUGGCGUCAAAUAUCCGGACACGAAGCAUUUAUGUUUCUCGAAGACAUGGUUGCGGGCUCCCUGGAAUUGCGAGGUGUUGCAGGGCGGCUGUGAGCACGGCUGCAAUUCUACAACAGGCUCUUGCAACUGUCCCACAGGGGAAACUCUCCAUCCCAACAACAUCACCUGCACCAAAGAAGCAAAAGAUCCGUGCAAAGAGUGUCAACACACGUGCCAAAGGGGGGCCGACACACACGUGUGCAAGUGCAACACAGGUUACAGGCUGGCGAAAGAUGGGAAGACGUGUGCGGACAUCAAUGAGUGCAAGGAGAAGAGCCCCUGCACAGGUGAAGGUGAGGAGUGUGAGAACACCGAGGGAGGGUAUCAGUGCGUUUGCAAAUAUGAAUACGUGAAGGAGGAUGGAGUGUGUGUGAAUGUUAGUAUCUGUUCUAAAUGUGAGCACAUGGACUGUCAGAAAUUAAAUGGGAUUUAUCAGUGUGUGUGUCGAGAGGGGUUCAGAGUGGCACCGUGGGACCCCACCAGGUGUGAGAUGAUCUGCACCAAGCAAGACUGUCCAGCCAAGUGCAACCACGACGCCGAUAAGGAGCCUAUGGACCAGGAUUGCUACUGUCCUGAAGGCUACGUUAAAGAUGUUCAAAACAUCACUGUCUAUUGCACAGACAUCGAUGAAUGUGACAAUAACCCGUGUGAUCACACCUGUGAAAAUGUGUUUGGUAGUUACAGCUGUACGUGCAAUGAAAAUUUCGAGCUGCAAGGUGAACAUACGUGUGUCCGUGUAGCCAUGGACGACUACGAUGAUGGCUCAGGCUCAUAUCCAACACUCCCAUCAAAACAACCACCGCCCCCGGACAGUCCGCAACCAGCCAUACUACCGCCUUACGUCAAGACAGGUAGCAUCCUGGGUAUAACCUUGUUCAUGAGUCUGUGCGCGGCCCUAAUGUGUUUCGUGGUCCGAAACAUGAUGAAACGUUGCGGCAAACUUGAACUCCCCUCCUUAAAAGGAGCAGAUAUAGAUAUCUUCUAUCUGCAACAGGUGACCACAGAGACGUAUAAGAGAUUAUCCAUUGACAAACAGUUCAAAAACGACUCACAAAGACUUUAACCACACCAAUAUAUAUAUAUGCUGCUUUUCGACCUUCUUCUCGUCAUAUUGCACUGUUUUCGUUCCUCAGAAUUGAUAUACUGUAUGGGAAUUAUCCACUGUUAUUCAUAGACAGUGGUCUAAAAUUAAAAUUAGGCACUGUAUAAAUCAUAGCAGUGAAUGCACAUGAAGAUAUGGGGACUUUAACAGUUUAUUUAAUGAUUUCUGAAUGUUUUUAUUUUAAAAUUGGUGUUUAUUUGAUUCAUGAUCAUCAUCUACUUGAGCUCUUAGAUGACUUUUUUGUUACCGAAAUAGGAAAAUUAGUGUUUUCUCUCAUUUGGAUCUAUUGUUAAUAGUAAUAUCUAACGAAUAAGAUGCUAAUGUAUAAUAGCAAUGGCACUGAAAACUUAAUAUGUACACUUUUUUCCGAUGAUGGUGUUUCUUGAAAGUGCCAGAAAUUCACCAGUGUAAACCAUGAAUUUAAAGAGCACUGUAAUCUCACAAAAAUAAUGCCUUCUGUUUCAGUCCUUUAAUUUAAAAGAGUGCUUUGUACUUCGCUUGAGUACAAAUAAUCUCAUGUAGCCUAAGUACAAGUAUGCUACAUUCCUCAUAUUGCUUGUUAAUAUAUUUGUGAGCUAUUCAGUAAGUUCUCUGUUUUUUUACUCUUUGAUAAAAUAACACUGUAUGUUUUUAGAGCCUUUUUAAAGGUCAAAUGUACAUUAUUAGUGUUUUAGUGUCUAACAUGGACACAAUGACUCACUGUGACUGAUUUGCUUGUGACACAUUCCUGUAUUUCAUGGGCUUGGAUUUAGGACUUUAAGCCAAAUAUACGACAGACUAUAUACUUCUGAAACAGACACUGUCUAUUUGUUUUCGAAUAUAUUAGUUUCUAUAGAAAAUGUUACUUAUGCACAUCAAAGCAAAUGUUACUGACCACAACCACACUCUUUCCUUCAAAAUAACAAAUGUCAACUGCAGUGGUUCCUUCAAAAUCAGUCAGUAUUUCUUAUAUGUCAUCAACACUGACAGAUGGAAGCUCCUUCAUUUUUCUGAAUGAUAGUUUUGAAGUAAAUCUCCAAAUUCUGAUAUAUUUGAACAUCAAUCCGUCACUCAGGGCUUGAUUUUCUGGGGUAAAAUGGAGCUGUAAGAAACGCAAUGCUACCAUAUUCACUAAUUAUCCUGUGGUGAUGGUGUAACUCGCUCCCACUGACAUUUGCAUGAGGUUGAAGGAGCUUAACUUUACUGUAUAACACACUGGUCUUGGAGCGACAGAUGCUGCACUUCAGACUUUAACAGAUCAAUUAAACAUGAAUGUAAAACUGUGCUGCUAUGGUCUAAUUUUAUAAUGGAGGCUUUUACUGUAUGAAAACACAAUUGUGUCUCACCCAUUUGUUCCCAGCCACUAUACUGUAUGUCUGUAUAACUUUUUGCCUUUUUGAGAAUGAAUGUAUUGCUGUUGAAAGAUAAUUUAAAAUA